UUUGCACCAUACAUCCAUAGCUUAGCUUUCUUGCCUCGCCACCCAUAAAUACAUGCCCACAUAUGCAACAUCAAUCACCAAAAUCAUCGAUCCAAUGGCCUCCUUGUCAUCCUUCCUGCUCGCCACGGCAAUGGCCGCAUUGUUGGUCAUCGGCUCGUACGCCACUGAGCUCACCUUCAAAGUCGGUCCAGGCUCUAGCACCACUAGCCUGAACCUCAUCACCAAUGUCGCCAUCUCUGAGGUGGAGGUAAAGGAGAAGGGCACCGGUGACUGGACGGGGCUCAAGGAGUCAUCGGCUAACACCUGGACGCUCAAAACCGGGGCAAAACUCAAGGGCCCCUUCUCCGUCCGCUUCCUUGUCAAGAAUGGCGGCUACCGCGUCGUCGACGAUGUCAUCCCUGAAGCCUUCAAGGUCGGCUCCGUCUAUAAGAGUGGCAUCCAGCUCAAGUAACGUACACUUGUGCUCUUGCAUUGGAUCGCAUGGAAAUUGUUGAUCUCUAAAUAAUUCUUUUUUAAAAAAAGAGAGAUCGAGUCUGCCUGUGCGCAAGCCAAUAAUUAUUUUUUAUGGUCCUUCCCGCAUAUUGUUGUGAAGCUAUAUAUGUGCACAUGAUUUUGAAUACGUUGUUUAUGUAGGACUUAUGGUAAAAAGGUAUAUUAUUUGGUCAGCCUUCACCGAGACGGUUGUUUACAUUUGAUUUUUCCAAUGUUUUAAUACAUAUGUAUAUCUAGAUCAAUGAUGUUCAUCUAUCAUUUUUACAUGUAAAAAAAAUCCUGUAAAAUUCGCAUUUACACUUGUGAUUAUUAUUAUUAUUUGUGAAACACAAAUUGUUCGACAUA
This is a messenger RNA of Oryza sativa Japonica Group (Japanese rice), 837 nucleotides long. RefSeq names its product pollen allergen Lol p 2-A. Gene Ontology annotation, cellular component: extracellular region. NCBI's taxonomy places the organism in Eukaryota, Viridiplantae, Streptophyta, Magnoliopsida, Poales, Poaceae. The record is from RefSeq and is a predicted model, not a curated record.